Zygotorulaspora mrakii is the source of this 1341-nucleotide messenger RNA. It is a transcript of the gene MAC1, whose product is annotated as Mac1p. Bases 1 to 1341 code for a protein of 446 amino acids. NCBI's taxonomy places the organism in Eukaryota, Fungi, Ascomycota, Saccharomycetes, Saccharomycetales, Saccharomycetaceae. Gene Ontology annotation, biological process: intracellular iron ion homeostasis; positive regulation of transcription by RNA polymerase II; intracellular copper ion homeostasis. The transcript has a single exon. The record is from RefSeq and is a predicted model, not a curated record. Gene Ontology annotation, cellular component: nucleus. Gene Ontology annotation, molecular function: copper ion binding; DNA-binding transcription factor activity, RNA polymerase II-specific; RNA polymerase II cis-regulatory region sequence-specific DNA binding.
AUGAUAAUAUACGACGGGGAGAAGUAUGCGUGUGUUUCCUGCAUACGCGGGCAUCGCUCUUCGACUUGCCGACAUACAAAUCGAAUGUUAGUCAAGGUGCGUAACAGAGGUCGUCACGGGUCAUUAGACAUCAGGAAAGUGAUCAUAGUGGACGCAGAUUCCCAGGUGCAAUCGGAGGAGAAGUCUCCUUCGUGCGACAACUGUAUAGAUAGUGGCGCGACUGGCGAUGGUAAGGAAUGUGAAAAGAUGAAUAAACAACCAAUACUGUUUCUGAAAACGGUGCGAACGCAGAAUGCCGUUUUAUCUGAAGGCAAGCUGAAAAUCAUUGUCGAGGACAAUGGCGACAGCUGUUGCGGCAACGGCAAUGGGCUGAAGGACGUGAGGCCGGGCUUCAAAUAUGUGACAGAGAAGGAGUUUCUGCGACAGCAUUGCAUCGAUUUAGCGAAUUCGGAAGUUGGUGAUUCCUGCGGAUGCAAGUCAAAAGGACUGCCGUUGUCCGUCAUGAAUCAGCAGACUUCAACGCCAGACCCAGCGAUGAAACUGGAAUAUGACGAGCUAGCAAUACCGAAACUGGGCUCCAGCGAACUGUCGGCGUCCAUUUCUGAGUCGAAACUAGGGAACGAUUUCCGAGUAAGUUCAGAUCAUAACCAGACGCCGAUUAGUGAGCAGAGCGUUAUUUGUAAUACCAGUAACAACAUAGGGGUGGACGCCGAAGCAUCUGCAAAUUUGUUGGCUAACGGGAUAGUCAGAAAUGACAACGACAAUUACCAUAUUGAUAACGCUUCGAUACACGCCAUUUUGAAUCAAAAACCAAUGGUAGAAUUGUUGACACAUAAAGGGCUAUAUUUGAGUACACAAUGCUCUUGCGCGGAUGACAGUUGUUUAUGUGCCAAUUGUUUGCUUCAUAGAAAUGAACAAGAAUUAAGCUCGUAUAUACAGCAAAGUGGGGUGCCUCUGACAAACUUAGGUGAGGCUCAGUUAGCAAAUUCUGUUAAAGAACCCGAAUGUGCAGAGAACUGCAGAUGUUCGGAUAUCGAGUGCGCAUGUCAUGACUGUCUGGAUCAUCCGACGGAUAUUUUAUCAUUCAACAGACUUUUAUUUAACGGAAUCUUAAAUGUUCCAUUGAAGAGAAAAACUGUAAUAAACUAUAAAGGGCGAUUGAUCCCGUCUCAUUAUUGGUGGGAUUUUUUGAAGUUUCAGGUUCCUUUGAUGACAGCCAGCCAGUUGGACACACUGGAUAUGAUUGCUUGGUUUGAUAGCAUUAUUUCCACAUACCCCUUGCAACUGAUGGAUGCGAAUGCUUUUAACGUUCAUGCAGACACAUCUAUAUUUGGAUUAUAG